UUCAGUUGUGAGAAAAUAAUUGAAAAAUCUUUGACCCUUGUCAGAUUCAUUCUCAACGGAUGAUUGCCAAAUUGUCUGCUCUCCUUUAAACAUUAUGCAUUUCAUUCAAAACAAAUACAAUAUGUAUGUAGAAAAUAAGACUCAUUUCUUAAACGGCAACAUUUUUAUAUUGAAUUUGCUUUCUUUUGCAAUUGCAGAGCUAAAAGUUGAAAAAAACAUAUCCAAUACACGAGAGAACAUGAUUUCAUCAACAAAAAUAAAUAUUGCAUCACGAUUUUCACCUCUCUGCAACCUCUCUCAAACCCAGGGAGCUCAAAUCUCAUUGGUUGAUAUCAAUUAGUCGCUUCAAGUACAUGCGAUCUCGACUUCCCACUCCAAGCGGGUUUUCACAUUCACGAUGGGAUGGAACGGUCGAAAAUCGGCGCGGUGCGAUGGAUUUCAGUUCGGUUGGAUAUCCAGCGAGCCGCGCCACACCAUCAAAAUGGAUGAGGCGUUCGGCAUUCAUGACAGGAUUUUGGAGUGGUGCCGCGCUAUUCGGAUGAAUGACGGCCCUAAGAUAGACAUUGAUCUUCAUUGGGAACGAAUAAAUUCACUAGUGCUCCUGUAGCUGGGUCCAGAGUUUGUUGCCGGUUAUCAUUUUUGUAUAUGUAUGUAUAUAUAUAUAUUAUAUGACUUGUGUGAAUGUGUAUGUACAACAAGAAAUACAACACCGUUAAAAAAAAAGCUUUUUUCUUUGAAUUAUUUCAAAAACAUUGUUCAUAAUUAGGUGCACAAUAGUUAUUUCUUUCUUAUUCUUUUCCAGGAAAAAUUUCUGAAGGCGUUGCCUUUGACAAAAUUUUUGAUGAUGUACGCAAUUCUUUGGGAGACACCUUAGAUUGAAUACAUUUACUGACUAAACAAGAUCUCAGAAACAUUGCAAGUUCUAAGAGACUAAUAAACAGGGAACAGCUUAAUGCAAAUGAUGCAAUUAGUGUAAGGCUUUCUGUAAACAGUAUGAAUGCAUUGGGACCUGAUUCUCCAAUACUGUUUUUUAAAGAUCAGGGCCAAUUGCAAGAAAAUUUUUUAAUUGAUAAUUUCAUGUUGAUGAUGACCAAAGGUCAAAAAGAGUUGUUAAUGAAAUUUGGUCCUGAAAAAAUAUGCAUUGAUACCACUCAUGGUACAAAUGCAUAUGAUUUUCAAUUGACAAGUCUAGUUAUUAUCGAUGAAUUUGGAUCAGGCUUUCCAGUUGCGUUCUGUCUUUCCAAUAAAAUAGACCAUACUCACAUGGAAAAAUUCAUUUUUGAAGUUUUCAAAAAAACAUUGAAAAUCAAAACAAAAAUAUGUGUGACAAUACUCUGGCAUAUUAUAAUGCCUGGUGCAAAAUAAUGAGUCCCGCGGAAAGGCAACUUCUUUGCAUCUGGCACAUUGAUAAAAACUGGAGGAAUAAUUUAAAUAAAAUGAAAAAUGCUGAAAAAAGACGAUUAGUUGAUGAAACAGCAAGAACAGUAAUGGAAUGUUUGGACGAAGUAGAGUUUAAGCAUGUCUUAAAAAAAUUUAUUUUUGAUCUAGAGAAAGGUGAAGACACAAAAUUAUUCAGUAGUUACUUUAAAUUGUAUUAUUACAACAGACCCAAGUUAUGGGCUUAUUGCUACCAAAUCAAUGCUGGGAUAAACAUCAACAUGGUUUUGGAAUCAAUGCAUAGAGUGAUAAAACAUUGCUACAUGAUUGGUAAUGUUUGUCACAGACUAGACAGGUGCAUUUUUCUCCUUCAGAAACUUGUACAGGAUAAAUCGUUUAACAGAUUUAACAAUUUGAUUAAAGGGGUCAACACUAGGAAAUGUAGGGACAUAAUGAAAAAACAUAAAGAAUGUUUGAAACUGUCAAAAGAAAAAAUAACUUACAAUGUAGAAAGUGAAUUGGACAGUGACUUCAAUGUCGAAUAUCAAAUUUCCUAUAAUGUAACAAAGGAGGAUAAUGACUGCAACAAUUGUGCUAUGACAUGCAGACUAUGUAAAAUAUGUGCACAUUCAUAUUCUUGCACUUGUAUGGAUAAUGUCAUACACUUAAAUAUUUGCAAACACAUACAUGCAGUGCAUCAAUUUUUUUCGGGGUCUGAGUCAAAUGUAAUAAACCAGCCAACUACAUCUGUGAUGGCAGAUAUAAUGGAAAGUCAGUCCUUUCAGGAUUAUAGUAAUGCAAAAUUAAUCAAAACUGACUGUAUAAAAUUAAAAUUAGAGCAUGCAAUACCCUUGAUUCCCAACAAUUUAGACGAAGAUGAAUAAAUUAAAAUACAUAGGCAUCUGGAUGAAGUUAUAAAUGUUUUAGAAUGUAAAAAUAAAAUUAAGAUACCGAGAGAACCAUCAAACAAAAAAAUAAAAACUCAGCCUAGAUUUUUUUCAACAGAAAAAAGGAAAUUCAGAAACAAAGAGAGCAUGUGCAAACCUUCAACUGAAUUCAAGUUAUCUUUGACAGAAUCUAUAAAAAGUAAUUGUGAAACAGUUUAUAUUCAUUCAGGAUUAGAUCAUGCUUAUUAAUGCAUUCCAUUUUAUUUUAAUUAUCACUACUUAGAGUACCAAAACUUUUGAUUUAAAACUUAAUAUUCUCUAUUUCGCUACAGAAUUAUUAAUUACACUGUGUGGCAAAAAAAAAAAAAAAAAAAAAGCUUCUGUCAUAACUCUUGCUGAUUCUUAUGUAAAAUGACCCCCUGAAUCUAAAUAUAACCAAAAUUUUCUCCCUACAUGUCCCACUUUUUUUUUUUUUUUUUUCAGCUUUUGACAGUUUCAUGGCCCUUAUUUUUAUUUGGAGCAGAAGUUAGUGUUAUAUAUUAGCCAUUAACACUUUUCUGGAGGGGUGGGGGUCAUUUUACUUAAGAAACAGUAAAAAUUAUAUCACAAGCAUUUUGAAGGGAUUUUCUCUUUUUUUUUUUUUUGCAGCAGAGAGCUAUUAUUUAUUCUAGUCUUUCGAGUACAAAAAAAAGUAUACAUCUCGAGGUAUAAAAAUAAGGAAGCAGAUGGUAAAAUCAUUGAAAUGUUUUACUUAUUUUUUUUUCUUCGAACAGUACAAUAGAUUGAGCCUGUUCUACUUUGUUUUUCAAUAAUUAAUUUUUUGUGAGCAUUAGAGUCAAUAGUUUAUACCAUUCAAAUUCUUUAAAAUCUAUAAUGGUUAUACAUUAAGUUUUUCCUCUUCUUUCAAAAGUUUGAAUUGAAGCAGAAAGCAAAAUUGUUUUAACAACUUACAGGCCUGUGUUCAGGAUUUCAUGAAGGAGGUGGUUUUAAGUUUUUUUCAUUCUUGUUCACAUUUUCAGGAAAGACACCAGAGUCAGGAAAGUCAUUUUAAAAAUUUCCAGGGAGGGGGAGAGCAAGGGGUAUGUUGAAAUGAGUUUUAUUGCAAGGAGGUUUCACUAUAAUUCAUUUUGGUUUAAUGGUCACAAUGUACAUUUUGUUCAGCUUCUUCCGGAUCAAACCUUUUUAUCUAUUCACUAUGCAGUAAAUUGCAAAAAGUAAGUUCUACAACUAAACUUUCCUGUUCAUUGAAGAUACUAAUAAAAAAUAUUCCACCAUGCAUUUUCUUUGCGAUAUCAUUUUUCUUUCUUUGUAAAAUUCCAGAUUCAUCCAUAACUACCUUUCAUAAGAGACAUUUUUUCCACAUUGGAGGCCUUGUUUUAUCAAACUAUUCAGCGGUUCUUCUUUCACUGAUUUCCAAAAUAAUAUUUCAGUUGAAGAAUAAAAUACUUAGCAUCAAUUGAAUUUCAAUUUUAUGUCCUAAUUAUAAUUUUGGGAAAAUGUAUUAUAAAUUCUAUAACACCUUCGAAACUUCAUGUAACUUCCUAUGAAAAACUGAUAGUAUCAUAUAACUUUUUGAAUGUGGUAUGAAAAUAUGCAUUGGUAUUAAGUAUUAAAAUUAUUUCAUGUUAUUUCUUUGAAAGUUCAACAUAUUCUUAUUUAUAAUUAAUGUUGUAAGCCAGUUUCUAACAUAUUAGUUACAUAUUUUGCUUUAUAAAAUACAUUUUUCAUUUGUCUCAUUAGAGUUGAUCUGUUUUAUUUACAUUGUAAGUAGUUAUUGCUAUUUUUUACUGAGGGAGAAAACAGAAACAAAUCAUUUCUGAUUACAUAUAGCAUAAAGCAUUAGAACAAAAGGCUAGUGACACAGUAUACAGCCAUCCUAAGCACAAAAGUGAUUUCUGCAGCUGAGUUCAAAAGGAUAAUUUCCUGUUUAAAGGUGCAUGAAUCCAUGUAUUUGAUUCAGAUGACACUUUUUCAGAAUUAAAAAAAAUAUAUUUCCUAUAGACAAAUGACAAUAAAACAUUGUAUUUUGGUAAAAUAUGACGAAGAACAACGCGGUUGUAUUUUGGUAAAAUGUGACAAAGAACAGCACGGUGACAGUAACUCUAUCCUGAUAAAAAGUGCAGAUAGUACAACAUUUGUGCAUAGCACAGCUGUAUAACUUAGAUCAGGUAUUAAAGGGCUAAGCUAUCUCCUUAUAUACUAUUUGCAUUUGUAGUACUAAUGAAGAAAAGUAAAGGACUCAAACCAGAAUGUACUAUUGCAUUUAAUGAAAAUAAAUCAUAAUUUAUGUAAUGUUUUAGCAAUGAGGUGGAAAAUAGGACAAAGUACAAUUGUUAAGAUAAAUUGCACUUUUCAAAAUAGAGACACAGUAAUCAUUUUGAAAAAAAAAAAAAAAAAGGAAUUGAAAUGUUUUUUUCCAUUGUUGGUAUAAUUUGUGCCUUCAAAUAAAAAUGGAAAUUUUUUUUCCAUUUUAAUUUGAAGUGAUCCGUAAAAUUUGAGGGUGCACCUUUGGAAAGGGAGGGGGGGGGGGAGAGAAAAUCCUACAAUAACAUUACAUAGCUUUAAUAAAUUCUUUCAGAGAUACAGUGAAUACUGGUUAAUUGAAUCAACCGCUUUAUUGAAUUAGCCACUUCAUGGAAUCAAAAUUGUUUAGAACAAAUGUGAUUCAUAUAAGCGGCAGCCACUGCGUAUGAAAUGGCAUUUUAAAAUUAGCAUAUUUCCAUACAUCAAUAAUUGAAAUUGUAAAUUAGAAUUUAAGUAAAAAAGCAACUUCACAACCUAGGCCCUGGCUAGGGGUGCAAGCCGAAAAGGGUGCACAUCGCAGAGGGGAAAGAAAAUAUAAACAGCUUGCUGGAGGAAAAAAAGGGACACGUUAAUAUAUGGAGAAGCAAAAUUAAUCUAGAAAAGAUUGCAACCAGUGCGAUAGGCAUAAAACAGCAAUUGGAGGGGGCGGGCCGGCAUGGUUCUUGAAUCGUGGUCCUUUCCCCGUCAAAGCAUAUAAUUAUAAAUAUCUUUGACUUGAACAACAACUUCUUAAAAAUAUAGUUUUGACCAGAGGCGGACAGUGCUCAAAGAGCGCGCAAACCUUGACUCCCAAAAGGCGCACAGGUUCGAGGCCGCAAAAAAAAAGAAAUCGAAAGUGUUCUUGGGCGAAACAGUUGGGGAGAAUUUCUAAUCCAAUAAUAUGUCCCCAAUAUUUCUAAGAACUAAGAAACUAUUUCAAACUGGAAGGACGUUUAAUAAACAAUAAUGUAAAUAGCUAAAACAUUCUGUAAAUUAAAAAAAUAUACUGAGAAUGUAAUCAUUAUAUAUAUAAAUAUAUAUAACUCCAUGUGCUGUUUUUGCACAAGAUAAAUAAUACAGCAAUGAUGAAAUCUAAACUGUAUGACUAUCGACUAAAUACUUUGACGAAAAAACCCAUUAGGAAAUAAGCUAAUACAAGUUCAUCAUAUUCAUGAAAGGGCAAGCGGCACGAACAAGCAAGUUCGAAUGCCGGCCUAGCGACCGCCUACGAUGAUGAGAGAUAAUCUAAGAGGAAGAACAUAAGUUGUGAGCAGUUUAAAUAUCCCCUGGGUCAUUAGCAUAUCCGAGUCAAGUGAACGGACUCUCGUCAGUGCUAUGGUUAAGCACACGUGCUAUCAGAUUCCUUCUAGAAGCUUCCAUGUGACAUCAUCCAUUACAGAGUUCCCGCCAAAGGUGGACGAAAGUGAAACCAAACAUUCGGUCGACCAAUGUGAAUGAGUGCUGAUAAGAGUCUUUUACCCCAGUCAUGCAGAAUGAUUGGUAAUACAUUGUAAGUAACGAAAAACAUUCCUUUACUAUUGUUGUUGUGAGGUGAUGAGACAGGAUUAUUUACGGUUAUUAUUAACAGACAUUUAUGCAUUAAAAAAAAAGUCGCAGUUUCAAGGGCGCCAAAAGAAACAAACAGUAAAAAACCCCUGGAGUCUCACAGGUUUGAGGGAAAAAAAAUUGAAAUUUGACAUCUUGAAUAUGUUUUUCUCAAUCACGAGGUUGUGUGUGUGUGUGGGGGGGGGGGGGGGUAUGUGUGUGUGUAUGCAUGCAUAUGUGUAUAUGUAUUUGUGUGUGUAGGUGUAUGUGUAAGUGUAGGCAAGUAAGUGAGGCAACCUGGAGGCGAUUUUCACUAAAGGAGCAGCAUCGUGAGGCGGCUGGCCAACGGUGGUUCUGCAGAGGAAGGCAGGGAGAAAAUAAAAUAGGAAUUCAAAACUGUCAAGUGAGAACAAUAAGCAAUCAUGGUUGCUCAAAUAAAUAAAUAAAUAUGUUAAGAAAACAAAUUGCAACCUUGGAACACUUUUGGGGCUUUAUGAUCUCUAAAAAAUAAAGCUUUUAAUAUUGAAGCUUUCUUUAAAUACAUAUUUAUUGGAGAAAAUGGUUUGUCAAUUUGUCAUUAAUACUUUUUCAUAAAAACACGUUUUAGCAAACAUUUAUGUAAUCAACCAAAAAACACAAGUUACCACAAAAUUAAAAAAAAGCAAUAGACAAUGUCUUGUCUAUCACCUUCGGAAAGAAAAUUAAAACGGACUGCAGAAGAUUAAGAACGGAGAAAAAUUUAUUACCGCAUUCCAAUAGUUUGCCGAUCUUUCCCAAUAGUGUUCUUUUGCUCCCAUCUAAACAUUCCAAAAGGAAACCGAUUCCGCCCGAGUGCAGCAAAAUUAGCUGUCACAGAGUAAUCUCAGAAACUAAGGAUUUACAGGCACUCGAUAAAUCAAAGUUCCCAGAAGAAACACAAGCCUCCUCAAACAGUUGCCUUAAGAUUCGCUCUGAUUGCUGGGGGCUAGGUGAUGAAAGAGUUGAGCAAGAAGUCAAUCCUCUGGGAGAUCGGGGAUGGCUAAAGAUAAGAUGGUAUCUAUUUCUUCCACAAUUGAUUCGGUAUUUUUUCCCUAGAAUCGCAAAAAAAUAUAAAAGAAAAUAAUUUGAAUCUUGACCCCUUGAAUUCAAAUUAUGUUUUUUGCAAUCACGAGUGUGUGUGUAUGUAGGCAUGUGUUUAUGUGAGUGUAGGGGGUAUGUGUAUGCUAGUGUAGGCAUGUGUGUUUGUGUGCAGGUAUGAGUGUGUGGAUAGUUGUGUUUGUGUCAGUGUGCAGGCAUGAGUGUGAUGAAUGUGUGGGUAGUUCUGUGUGUACGCGUAGGUUUAUGUAUGUAUAUAUGUGUGUGUGUGUAUGUUUGUACAUCAUGUAUGUAUGCGCGUGUGUAGGACAUGGAUGAACCUGGAGACGGCUUUCGCUAUAGGAGCAGCAUUGUGAAGAGCCAGUCGAUGGUGAUGCUGCGGAAGGUGGCAGGGGGAAAUAAAAUCAUAGGACGCCAAAAACAGUCAAAUGAAAGCAAUAAGCAAUCGUGAUUGCUCAAAAAAAUUAAUUUCAAUUUUGACAUCUUGAAUUAUGUAUGUUUUUCACAAUUAUGAGUGUGUGUGUGUGUAUGUUUAAUACUGCUAAUUGCUUUGGAAUGGAAGAAUUAAAAAUUUUCCGCAUUUGAGGGGUGUCCGUUAGGAGGAGUUUUAUUUUAUUUGGGAAGGUUUUUAUUUGCAAGCUGCUUGGUUGGACAAAGGAGAAAAUAAUA
Molecule: messenger RNA, 7835 nt
Organism: Uloborus diversus
Lineage: Eukaryota; Metazoa; Arthropoda; Arachnida; Araneae; Uloboridae
Molecular function (GO): zinc ion binding
Source: RefSeq, a predicted model, not a curated record